AGGAUUUUAAGUGCGAGGAGACGUGGCGCGCGAAAUGACGGCUAUCCGAAAAGAGGACGACGCCGACGUCGUCGAGAAAACGUCGCGUCGUCCCACUGUGACGUCUCCGAUCUUACAACAGAGCUGUAUCUUCGGCAUCAGGCAUCUACAGGCGCUAUUGUUAUUCCUCGGUAUGACCAUCGGCUACAGUCUCAGGGUUGGAAUGUCAGUGGCCGUGGUACCGAUGGCAAACGCGAGCACCGCAAAUCCGAUUAUCGAGGAUUUCGACUGGACUAAAAAGGAGAAGGACCUGGUGCUCAGCUCAUUUUUCUGGGGCUAUGCGAUAACGCAGGUGCCGAGCGGCUACAUCGCCAGUGUCUGGAGCGGUCAGAAGCUCCUUGCCAUCGGGAUGCUGCUCUGCGGGGUUUUCAAGGUUUUAACGCCGAUUGUCGCCCAUCAAUGGGGUUUGGCAGCUGUUCUGGUUUGCAGGGUAGGCAUGGGUCUCACUCAGGCUUGCCUAUUACCUUGCAUCCAAACACUCCUUUCAAAGUGGGCGCCACCCUCUGAAAGAGCACGACUGGGAACAUUCGCUUAUGCGGGUGCCCAAUUUGGCACAGUAGUCACUAUGCCAAUUGCUGGCGUUCUCGCUGCAUCGAAUGCAGGUUGGCCCAGUAUCUUUUAUAUAUUUGGUGCAUUAGCGAUCAUCUGGAGCAUAGUGUUUCUUUAUUUCGGAGCAGACUCGCCCUCCGAACAUCGCAGCAUUUCUCAGGAAGAAAAAUCAUAUAUAGAAGACAGUUUGAAAACAACCAAAACAACAGGCGAUGACGUCGAACAGAAGAUGCAAACACCAUGGAAGGAGAUCUUCACGUCGGUACCUAUGUGGGCUCUCAUAAUAGUUCACUGUGGUCAAAAUUGGGGAUACUGGACUCUAUUGACGGAGAUACCAAGUUAUAUGACAGGGGUGUUAAAUUUCAAAGUCGAAGCAAGCGGUGGAUUUUCCGCUUUGCCAUACUUGAUGAUGUGGAUUCUUAGUUUUCCCAUGAGCUGGCUAUCUGAUUUUGCUCUGAAGAAAGGUGCGUCCAGAGGGGCGGUCAGAAAAAUCUCCAAUUCGGUGGCCCAUUGGGGUCCAGCCAUCGCCCUGGCGUGUAUGGGUGUAGUACCCACUGAUGAUUACACUUGGGCUAUUAUCAUCCUCAUUAUCGCAGUAGGUUUGAACGCUGGGUCUUUAUGUGGCUUCCAAAUCAAUCAUAUUGAUCUCAGUCCAAAUUUCGCCGGUACUAUGAUGUCCAUCACCAACUGCGCCGCUACUAUUACCUCCAUCAUCGCACCGCUAAUAUGCGGCGUGAUUGUCAGUGACGAGAGUAGCGUGUAUCAAUGGAACAUUGUGUUCUACGUCUCGGCGAUAAUCUAUUUUCUGGGUAACUUAGUGUUUGUGAUAUUUGGCAAAGGCGAGAUGCAAUGGUGGAAUGAUCCAGAAGAACGGCUGAAACGGAAAGGAGACAAAGAAGAAACGCAGACUUGAAAUUUAAUAAAUUCAACUUUGAUAUGUUCUUAGGAAACUUAUUAUGGGACCUUUAUAACAUGUGAUUUAAACCAAUUUGUUAGGAGUGAACUUCCGAAUAAUCGAAAUUAUCGAUCAAUCACGAAGUUAUUAUUUAUCAUUCACAAAAACGCUGUAUAUAUCAUUAUUUCGUUACAAAGUAUAAUGUAAUCUUAUAGUAUUAUUAUAUAUAUAUAUAUAUAUAUAUAUAUAUAUAUAUAUAAAUAUAUUCACUGUCCAUUCCUUAUAUUCACCAACGCCAUCAUAAUUGUUAAACUGAUGAAUAAGUUGAAUUUAUAAAACAGAUUUUUACUCACAUUUAUUAUAUAAGAACAAAUUUUUAUUUUUUAUUUAGGUUUGAACUUACUGUCGCACAUGUACUACCUAUGUACGUAAUACAAUAUACAGGUUUUAAAAUUGUGCCCGAUAGUUUUUAAAAGAUUAUCUCAGAAAAAA
Messenger RNA from Pogonomyrmex barbatus (red harvester ant), 1975 nucleotides. Its product is annotated as putative inorganic phosphate cotransporter. Gene Ontology annotation, molecular function: transmembrane transporter activity. Gene Ontology annotation, biological process: monoatomic anion transport; transmembrane transport. NCBI's taxonomy places the organism in Eukaryota, Metazoa, Arthropoda, Insecta, Hymenoptera, Formicidae. Gene Ontology annotation, cellular component: membrane. The record is from RefSeq and is a predicted model, not a curated record.